This is a messenger RNA of Talaromyces amestolkiae, 510 nucleotides long. RefSeq lists its product as uncharacterized. The transcript has a single exon. Gene Ontology annotation, cellular component: cytosol; endoplasmic reticulum. The coding region runs from base 1 to 510 and encodes 169 amino acids. Lineage: Eukaryota; Fungi; Ascomycota; Eurotiomycetes; Eurotiales; Trichocomaceae. The record is from RefSeq and is a predicted model, not a curated record.
AUGGCGACCACACCAGCUGGGCGCAUGCUCACUCGCCAACUAGCGCAGAUGCAAUCCGACAAAGACAUCCCCGGCAUCAGCUGCGGCCUAGUCGACGACAACAACGUUUUUGAAUGGGAAGUCAUGCUCAUGAUCUCGGACGACUGCAAAUUCUACGGCGGAGGAUUCUUUCGAGCCCGACUCACUUUUCCCCAGGAAUAUCCUCAUAUGCCUCCGAAGAUGAAGUUCGAGACUCCUAUUUUCCAUCCAAAUAUUUACCCGAAUGGCGACGUCUGUAUUUCGAUUUUGCAUCCUCCCGAGGAAGAUAAAUAUGGUUAUGAGUCGGCCGCGGAGAGAUGGUCACCCGUGCAGACACCAGAGACUAUUCUAUUGUCGGUCAUCUCGAUGCUGUCAAGCCCCAAUGACGAGAGCCCAGCAAAUGUUGAAGCGGCGAGAUUGUGGAGGGAUGACCCAAAAGAAUUCAAGAAACGCGUGAGGAAGUGCGUCAGGGAUAGCCUAGGAGAGGACUAG